AUGAGCGACUCAGACGAUAGCAACAGCUCGUCAGGCAUCCCAGCCUGGCAGCGCGAACAACAACAAGACAGCGAACCGAAACUCGAUGCUGAACCGGCAUCGCAAGAAACAACAGAAGAGACCCCGGCCGAGGAGAAGCUCGAUAUUGCCCGUCGUUUCUUACAAGAUGACGAGAUCAAGAACGAGCCCAGAGAAAAAAAGGAGGAGUUUCUUACCAGCAAGGGAUUGACUUCAACCGAAAUAGAGGAGCUGUUGGGAAGCAAUUCGGCAGCACCACCGGCGCAAGACACCGCGGAGUCAGAACCCGUACCAGCCGAGCCCGCGACAGUACCAACACCAGGGCCACACUCAACAACACCCCAAGAACCCCAACCCACCACCGAAAUCUCCCUCCCGCGAAACGACAACCCUCCCGUCGUCACAUACCCCGAGUUCCUCACAAAGCCGACCCGCCCACCACCUCUCAUAACCGCCAACGGCAUCUUCAACACCCUUUAUGUCUUCGCCGGCAUCUCCACCCUCGUCUACGGCACGAGCAAGUUCCUGGUCGCGCCCAUGGUCGAGAACCUGAACGAAGCCCGCACAGAGCUCCACGACGCGACCUCCCAAAAGCUCUCCGCCAUAAUCGAGAAGCUCGAAAGCACAGUCUCGGAAAUCCCGCCGCCCACCAAGACCGCCGCCGCCGAGACCCAAAAAGACGACGUCGCGAGCGAGAUCGACGACCCCUCCGAGAUGUUCCACCGCGACAUCGGCACGCAGACCUCGAACCCCCCGACGCCCGGUCCCUGGGGCACCACCGCCGGCGGUAGCGGGGCGUCGUUGUCCGGCGCCAAGGGCUCCUCGACCACCGCGGGCGCGAAGCUGUCGAACAUCAGCGGGCACGCCAAGACGCUCAGGGACGGCUGCGUCGCCGAGGCCGAGGACCUGGCCCACCUCAAGUCGGAGAUGGACCUGCUCAAGGACGACCUCAUGCAGAUGGCGUACCCGGCGCCCAAGGACUUCACGGGCGGGCUGUACGGAUACCGGUCCAACGAGCCGGACGACGAGAUCAAGAAGGCCAAGGACAACAUCAGGCGCGUCAAGGGGGUCUUGCUUAGCACGAGGAACUUCCCUACUACAGUCAGGUAG
Molecule: messenger RNA, 1128 nt
Organism: Colletotrichum karsti
Lineage: Eukaryota; Fungi; Ascomycota; Sordariomycetes; Glomerellales; Glomerellaceae
Product: peroxin 14 17
Exons: 2
Coding region: 1-1128 (375 amino acids)
Biological process (GO): protein import into peroxisome matrix, docking
Cellular component (GO): peroxisomal importomer complex; peroxisomal membrane
Molecular function (GO): signaling receptor binding
Source: RefSeq, a predicted model, not a curated record